UAAUAAUAAUUAGUACAUAUUAAUUAAUUUUUUUCUGGGAAACUUAUUUAAUUUCCCCUGUAUUGUGGCGACAUGGAAAUAUUCAAUAUUUCCAAAAACAGGUUCAGUCCUCAUUGUAGAUUAUGUUCGAUUUGGCGUAAAGUGGAAUAUUAAUCACUUUCCGAUAAUGCUCUCUCUGGGCGACAUAAGCCUUUGUUCUACAUGCGAUUUUUUUCCGGUGCCAUCGUUUUGACAUGCAUUUCUAAUAAUUUGGGUUAAUUGGGCCUUAAAUAUUCAGAUCCAUUUUAGCACGGUGCAAUAAAUAAAAUUGACUUUAAAUUAUAAUAAACGGCGAUUUAUCAUUUUGUUCAAAAAACACUCAAUACAUGCAUUAUAGACAUUGAAAAACGUUCAUACAGAUUUCUAGGAAAACGCAAGGAAAAACAGCUUUUCUAGCUAAUUUUCUUUCUAUUGAAUGCCACAGUUUAUGGCGUACGCAGAGCCACUAAGUUUUUAACACUUAAAACUGAUCAAUUUUAUCAUCACUUGGAGCCAAUAAAACUAAUUAGAAAAUUGGAAAAAACAAGAAAAGAUUGGCAGCAAAAAACGUGAAAUUUACGCAAAUAUAUUUAUUUGCGCAAUUUACCGUUUAUUAACUAUAAAGCAAAAAGUGCAAUUAAAAUGUUUUAACAGACGCUCGAAGGCAAAAGUAUGAUGCAAUUUCUAGAUGCAAAUCUAGAUAAUCAUCGUUUAUCAAUGCGUUUUUUUGUUAUCGAUGAUGCUUGAAAACUGCUCUAUUGGCAUGAAUUCAGUCCGAGCGCGAAUAAACCUAUUGAAAACAAUUCAAUUUCUAAAAACUUAUAUAUGUUGACGAGCUAAGAGGAAACGGCAAACUCGAGAUCAAUCAGAGCAUCUCAAACUUUGAGUUUUCUAUAAACCAUUUGGGAGAAUAGUUUCAGAAAAAGAACCUGCCGCUAAUCGUUUCGAAGCUCGCGAUGGAUUUGCACUGUUCUGGUGUCGACGAAUUCAACAUUAAAUCAAUGUCCUCUUCAAGAACCCGGCGAAAACUCAGUAUUCCUGUUAAUUUGCCGCAAAAUACAACAGGAGACCAUCAAGCAGCCUUCAGGAGAAGAUUUAGCAAUGUAGGGGACGCAGUAACGAGAAAACUGUCUACAACUAUUGGCUGGAGAACCGGAGUAAAUACCAAUCCACCCGAAGAAGUGGUGGCAGUGGGUAGAGCUCUAUGCACACUAUACAUAAGAGCCAAACUGAAGAAAUGUGGGCUUUUCAACAAAAAAUUGGGACUAACCAGGGUGAGGAGCGCGAUAGGCUCUUUAAUCGCGUGUAGCACGAUAGUUAAGGACGUGUUUCCUGGCUUGUCCUGUGCUUGCCAGGAACUGGAAAGGAUGUAUCCCAAGUUAUAUUCGAACAUUUCCAGACACACUGGCCCUCCACCAGCCGACGGUAGUGUUGGUGUGUUGCUAGCUGUAGGCCAUCACAUACUUAGGUCUGAUCCCACAUGGGGCAAGGUUGUUGCUAUCUACUGUAUAGCUGCCGGAUUAGCGGUCGAUUAUGUGCGUCAGGGACAGAACGAGCAACUCCACGUUAUUCUAGAAGAUAUGUCCGAAUUGCUGGAAGAUCGAAUGGCAAAUUGGGUCCAUUCGAACGGCGGAUGGUAUGGGUUGAGCUCCCAUUGCCGUCCACAAAACCAGGAAGUAUCAGUAACGGAAUACAUGACGAUAUUUGGAUUGGUUACGGCCAUCCUCCUUGUGGCAUAUUUCAUAGUUAGGUUUUGUGUUACGUUUGGAGGCUGAUGCGCUACGAAUAGUCGAUAUUAUUUAACAGUAUUAUAAAAUAUAAGAUGCGCCUUUUGUGAUAGCAUGAGAGCCAAACAGCAAUAACUUUAGAGUAUUUACUAGUUAGCUGUUCAUUAAUGUUACCUACUAAUUGAUAUAGUUGUUGAGCUUUUAUACAUUCUUAAUAUAAAUAGUUUUUUCA
Messenger RNA from Dendroctonus ponderosae (mountain pine beetle), 1977 nucleotides. RefSeq names its product bcl-2-related ovarian killer protein (gene Buffy). Gene Ontology annotation, cellular component: mitochondrial outer membrane. Gene Ontology annotation, molecular function: protein homodimerization activity; protein heterodimerization activity. The record is from RefSeq and is a predicted model, not a curated record. Bases 975 to 1793 code for a protein of 272 amino acids. Lineage: Eukaryota; Metazoa; Arthropoda; Insecta; Coleoptera; Curculionidae. Gene Ontology annotation, biological process: extrinsic apoptotic signaling pathway in absence of ligand; intrinsic apoptotic signaling pathway in response to DNA damage; regulation of apoptotic process. The transcript has 6 exons.